UAAAGAAGCUGCUCGCCAUGGCUGGCGCGGGCCCAUCCGACGGCGAGCCGGACGGAUGGGUCGAGUUUUGCGAGCGUCAGGCCAAAGCUGCCGCCCAAGACUUCGCCAAGGCGUGCCUGCACUAUGUACAGACCAGCAACGAUCCCUCCCGGCCCGCGCCACCUUCACAUAAAGACGUACUCAAAAGAUUCGUAGACUGCUUUUCGGACCAGUUUGAAUUCGAAAUCGUGAAGCUAAAAGCUCAACAUAAGGUUCCAAACGGAACUCAUGCUCACGAUGAGAGCGACUACUCUGAAGACACGGACUCUCCAAAGACUCAACACAAACCAUUCUUCCGGAGACUAUCAUUUAAAGGGCUAAGGCGCGGCAAGGGCCUGUUCCACAAACAGCAUUCCGACGAAGUUGAACUGUCGUCGAAUUUAAACAAACAGAAUAAGACUAAGUUAGCUAAGAUAGUUGUAGAGUGUAGGAAAGAGGGCUUGGUGAAUUAUUUGACUCCAGAAAGCUUGGAGCAGCCUGGAGGUCCCCAGAAGUGGGAGAGAUGUAGAUUAGCACUUGUGAAGACAGUGGGGGGUUAUAUGUUAGAAUUCUACUCCCCACCCAAAGCUCAGAAGCCAAGAAGUGGUGUUUUUUGCUUCCUUAUCACUGAAGCAAGGGAGACUACAGCUUUAGAGAUGCCUGAUCAUGAAAAUACAUUUGUAUUGAAGGCAGACAAUAAUAUGGAAUAUGUAAUAGAAGCAACAGAUGUGGACGAUAUGAAGUCGUGGCUUGCGACGAUCAAGUACUGUAUGCGCUCGGCGCCGACAUCACAGCCACCACCUGAAACGAUGGCUGGCCAACCCGAACCGGCCCCACCGGACCUGCCGCCGAGAAGGGACUUACCGGCCAGUACGAGUAAUGCAGAUUUGACUACGGACACACCAGAAGAAGGAGAACUCGGGUCGAUAGCGGAGGAAUGCGAGUCAUCACCGCGCCUGUCGCUGUCCGAGUGGCCGUGGUUCCACGGCACGCUGGCGCGAUCGGCGGCCGCGGGGGCCGUGCUGGCCGGCGGGCCGGCCGCCCACGGCUGCUACCUCGUCCGGCAGAGCGAGACGCGACGCGGGGAGUAUGUGCUCACCUUUAAUUUCCAGGGCCGCGCCAAGCACCUGCGCAUGACCGUGAGCUCCGGCGGGCAGUGCCGCGUGCAGCACCUGUGGUUCCCCAACGUGCACGACAUGCUGGAGCACUUCCGCGCGCACCCCAUCCCGCUGGAGUCGGGCGGCACGGCCGACGUCACGCUCACGCAGUACGUCGUGGCGCAGCCCGCGCCCGCGCCCGACCGCCAAAUGGUCACCCACGGCAGCGAUGUGCGCAUGCGCCGGGCAGAACUCGAAGCGCUGUUGGUCGCAAGCGGCGCACACCACGACAAUCGCGCUAUAGACAACCAAUACAGUUUCGUUUAGCGAACACGAUAUACUGGAGUCCAUUUUCACGCGGGGUUUUUGUGCUGUGUACUUGAUAUGUACGGCCAGGAAGGGAGAGUUCCUUGGGGAUGCAACUGUGCCCGUUUUAGGGGGCAAACUGAUAAUGAUGAUUUACCCCCGUAUCAUAAAAGUACUCUGCACGAUGAUAAGUUUUGAACUAGGGAGAGGAAUUGGAUAUUAACAUUUUUUUCCUUACCGAUUUUGUAGUGCAUUUUCACGAUUUAUCAUUUGCAUGUUUAAAAUUUAAACCAUUCUGGUUUACCCUAUUUUCCAAAUUUAAUAUUUGACAUUAUACAGGGUGUAAUGGUUAAGUGCAAAGGCUUUAGUUGACCUACUUUAAGAGGUAAUAAGAAGUUUACUGAUAAUGAAACUGCUUUAUAUAAAGUAAUGAAACUAUCUUUUAAUUGAAUAACAA
Messenger RNA from Hyposmocoma kahamanoa, 1878 nucleotides. RefSeq names its product SH2B adapter protein 2 (gene Lnk). The record is from RefSeq and is a predicted model, not a curated record. The coding region runs from base 18 to 1442 and encodes 474 amino acids. Gene Ontology annotation, biological process: intracellular signal transduction. Gene Ontology annotation, cellular component: plasma membrane. The transcript has 5 exons. Gene Ontology annotation, molecular function: transmembrane receptor protein tyrosine kinase adaptor activity. NCBI's taxonomy places the organism in Eukaryota, Metazoa, Arthropoda, Insecta, Lepidoptera, Cosmopterigidae.